Molecule: messenger RNA, 465 nt
Organism: Racocetra persica
Lineage: Eukaryota; Fungi; Glomeromycota; Glomeromycetes; Diversisporales; Gigasporaceae
Source: the annotation of a GenBank genome assembly
AAGGAAAGAGAAAAAGAAAUGGUGUCAGUAGAGGACGACAGUGACUUACAGGAGAUAUUACCAGUUGGGUUUUCCUCAGAGAUUGGUCUAGGGAAUAAUUCGUCGGAGGUAUCGUUUCAAGGGUUAGAGAGUUCGCUGGGCCGUUUGCCGGUGGAAACACUGAAAGUGUUUUGUAGUGGUGAGGGUUUGUCGGAGACAGGAACUAAGAAGGAUCUAAUUGAGAGGUUAGCAGGUAGACUGGUUGGUAAAGUGAAAGGGAAAGGUAGAAUGGAGGGUGGUGGUCAGGAUAAGAGUGCAUUGGAUGAGAGAAGUGGGGUUAGUUUAGAGGGUGUGGCGUUUGAGAAAGGUCUUGGAAAAAGGAUGGAAGCAGGCGAGGGAGGUUUUAGAGCAUGGAAAUGGGCUACGCCUGAUUUGCAGUAUUUAGCUGUGGAAAGGUCAUUAGAGAAAUCUGCAAGCAUCAAAAGA